AUGCUUUUCAUUCAUUUAUUUAUUUUUCAAAAUUUUAUUUAUUCAUUUAAUCAUUCAAUCUAUACUUAUUCCUUCCUUAAAAUUUUCAUCUUUCUUUUUCUUUUUUCUAUUAUCUAUCCAUCUUUCCAUUUUUUCCGUUCAUUCAUUCUUUCUUUCCUCAACUCACUCUUUAUAUUUUUAGUCUCGAACUUUCAUUAUUUCAGUUUUUCAUUCAUUCAUUCAUUUAUUCAUUCUUUAGUUAUUUCAUCCAUGCUUUCAUUCUUUCUAUAUUCACUUUCUUUAAUUUCUUUUUCCACAUCUGUUUAUUUUUCAUCCGUUUUUCAUUCACUCGUUCUUUCAUUCCUUGAUUUAAUUCUUUCCGAUCAUCUAUUUUUUUUACUUUUUUUUAUUUAUUCUUUUUUCAAAUUUCAUUCUUUCAAUAUUUUUCAUUCUUUCCAUCUGCUAACUUUUCUUUCUUCCUUUUGUACACGACUUUUAUCUUCUUUCCUUUCUAUCUUUUAUUCACCCAUAUUUCAUUUUUUUUCUACACUUAUUCAUUUUUCAAAAACGUUCAUUAUUUUAAUCUUCCUUUUAUUCUUUCUUUUUCGUCGUCUUCUCUCUGUCAAACUUUCAUUCAUUCUUUCAUUUCCUUAUUCCUUCAAUUUUUCAUUCAUUCAUUCAAAAAAUUUUCUUUCACUCAUUUUUCCUCUCAGCAUUUUAUUAAUUCAAUCUUUUUAUUAUUAUUGUUUCUCCUUUCUUUCUUUUCUUCACUCCUUGUCAACAAAUUUUAUCUUUUCGUUUUUCUUUCACAUUGUUUUUCAUUCUUUCUUUCCAUCUUUUUUUUCUUCGUUCUUUCUUCAAAUCCUCAAACAGCCCGCACACCUUAGGGGAGGAGAUAGAGAGAGGCCUAAAGAUGGAAGAAUCAUUAACUUCCAAAAAUUGAUAAUGCCAUAUUCACAUUAUCUAUCUAUCUAUCUAUCUAUCUAUUUAUCUAAUUCAAUUAAUAUCUAUCUAUCUAUCUAUCUAUCUAUCUAUCUAUCUAUCUAA
This is a messenger RNA of Acanthosepion pharaonis, 1026 nucleotides long. Lineage: Eukaryota; Metazoa; Mollusca; Cephalopoda; Sepiida; Sepiidae. The record is from the annotation of a GenBank genome assembly.